Messenger RNA from Erpetoichthys calabaricus (reedfish), 616 nucleotides. Its product is annotated as cholecystokinin-like. NCBI's taxonomy places the organism in Eukaryota, Metazoa, Chordata, Cladistia, Polypteriformes, Polypteridae. The record is from RefSeq and is a predicted model, not a curated record. Gene Ontology annotation, cellular component: extracellular region; axon. The transcript is spliced from 3 exons. Gene Ontology annotation, molecular function: neuropeptide hormone activity. Bases 144 to 536 code for a protein of 130 amino acids. Gene Ontology annotation, biological process: digestion.
CUGGAAAUCUGCAAAGAAGUUCCACACAGUAAGACAGAACAGUACGGAACCCUGUUCAUGAGCCGCGGCUCCAUCUGCUCCGACCGACCGACCGACAGACCAGCCGACCGACUCUGGGAACCAAAGUUUAAAAACGAGAAGCUAUGAACAGUGGGAUCUGCGCAUGUGUCUUACUCGCUGUCCUCUCGAGCACCUGCUUGGCUCGUCCGUCGGCGGGCUCCGAGGGCGAUGGCAGCCCCACAGCCGCACAGCUUGACCAGAGUGCCUCCGUGCUCAACAGGAAUGUCCGCUCAGCCCCGAACAACGCACAGCUGAGGCCCUUCCUGAAGACGGACGGGACUGCGCAGCAACGGGCCGGCAUCGGGUCACUCUUGUCCAAGUACAUCAAGCAGAUGAUGAAAGGUCCUUCUGGAAUGGUGUCAGCGAGCGGGAAAUCACACAGCAUCGAGCCCAACCACAGAAUAAACGACAGAGACUACGUGGGCUGGAUGGACUUUGGACGCCGCAGCGCUGAAGAAUACGAGUACUCCUCCUAAAGUGAGAAAUACAAAGGAGACAAAAUAAAAAAAGGGUGCGCCACCUUCUGUACAGAGAAAUAAAACAAUAAUACUUUUAA